CCAAUAUUCAGAAACUGGCUACUUCUGAAUCAGAAGAAUUGUUUGGUAAAAUAAACCUGUAUUAUUUGAUAUGAUUCCUUGAAAAAGUGUUUUAAUCCCAUAGCAUCUUAUGUCGGUGAAAAGGAAUAUCAAAUUUGUUUUAGUUUUCGACACGAAUACCUACCACUUCUGUACAUUCGUCCUGCAAGGGAAGAAGAUUCAGAUGAUAUUUUUCCACUUUUGGAUAAGCAUUCUAAAACAUUACAAACUUUAUAUGGAUAUUAUUACUUACCUGAAAUGAUUGAUUCAACAAAUGAAAGUACUAUUUCCUUAGUUGCUGAGGUAGAAGGAUUUGCUGUGGGGUUUAUUUAUGUUUCCAGAAAUGUUGAUGUUGAUUUGUUGAAUGAGUGUUUUCAGUUAUCUCCUUUUCAUGGCCUGAGAAAAAUUCAAGAAAAGGAUGAAAUUUGUUAUCAGCAAUCACUGAAACCUGAAAAAGCAGAAAAUCAUGGAAGCUCAUUAAAAACUCAGUUAACAACAGGAAUUUCACCAUCAGGAUCUAGACAUAGCUCUUUAUGUAAUGAAGGGCUUCCUGUGAAGUGUAGGCUGAAUGAAAAUGGUACUAGCAAGCAUUUCUUAAAGGCUUCCUUGGCUGAUGUGAUCUCUGGAAACCAUAUAGUAAUUCAACACCCUAAACCAGUGAUACCUGUUCAACUACAAAAUAAUGUACCUUCAUAUAAAGGAGAUCCUAGUGCAGUGUGUGUUCAGCUAUUUUGUAUUGACAAAAUGUAUGAAACAAGGUCUUUAGAUUUUCUUUCUAAAGUUUUUGAAAUGUUUCCUGAAGUUGAAUAUUGUAUAAUCACUGUUCCUCAUCUCACACCAGAAUUUCCAUUACUUAACUUCUUCACAAGAAUUCCACCUUAUCCAACUUCAGUGUUUUCACAAGUUUUAUAUGUCUUUCACCGUGCUGGCCUUCUUAGGGAUUUUACUGUUGAAAAAGUGAAAGAGGAAGAUUUUCAUGAUGUUUCCAUGUUUUUAGGAAAGUUUGAUCAUUCCUUAAACAUGCUGGAAGAUGUAAAGCAGUGUCUUCAUUUUUCUCAAAAGAAGGAAAGAAAACAAAUUCAAGCUUUUGUGGCGAAGAGUUAUUCUGAUGUUGUAGGCAUAGGAAUUAUAGGCUUUGAAGAAGACAGUGAGUUUCUACGUGCUCACUAUGACAUUGAUAGUUUUUGUCUUUAUGAACAAUUAACACCUCAAGAACAUUCUCAUCUUCACCACUUUGUUAUAAAUCCUAUCUUUAAUCAUCUGUCCAAACAUUUCUUGAAGGAGAUUCUCAGACUGUCUGGUACAAUCAAUCUUUAUUAUCAAAUCCAACCAUCUCACUCAGGAAUUUUGCAAGGCUCUAAAACUUGCACAGUCACUGUCUUGGAAGACUUGGUACCUGUAUGUCCACGUAGCAUGAUCACAUAUCCCUUGGUGGAACUAGGAGUUAAUGCACCUGCAAAAAGACUGUUGGAAAAUCCUGCUGAUUUUGCCCUUUACAUCAUGAACAAAAAAUUAUGUUUCAAAAAGAAGAUUGUGUUAAACAUUAGAAUUGUAGUUGUAGGAGCUAGUGAAGUUGGUCUUGCAUUUCUAGAAGCCUUGGUAAUGAGCUCAGAUCUGCAGUUUAAUUACCUGACACUGGUAGCUCCACAUGGAUUGCCUGGGGAAUUAAUCCCAGAUGAAUUGCGUGAGACUUUUCACCCACAAAGCCACUGUUAUUGUCCACAAAGACUUCAUCAACUUUGUAUGAGUACAUGGGUUAACCAAGUUUAUGGGACUAUGACUUCCAUUGACAAAGAAUUGAAAGUUAUUGAAGUGGAUUCUAAAGCUGAAAUUCCUUAUGAUAUACUUAUCCUUUGUUGUGGAAACCAGUGGCAGCUUUCAUCAUCAAGCAAUAUACAUUCUUUCCUGAGAGGAACAGGAUUGGAUUCAGUUACCCCAAAAUCAGUCAAUUUGUUUCUAAUUAAUGAUGAAUUUGAUAUUGCUACUGCCCUGAACUGGAUUGAAACAGUUUUUUUGAAAACCACCAAUAAUGCUGUAGUCUAUGGGAGAUAUUUGGAAGUUUACUCAUCUAUUGCUACUCUGUUGAAACUUGGAGUUUCAGGCAGCCAGAUAACUUUAAUUAGCCCUUCAACAACUCCUGAAGAAUCUUCAGUUUUUUCCAACUAUGAGAUUGCCCAAACUGUUAACAACUCUCUACUAGCAGAAGGAGUUCACAUGAUUGAAAAUUGUGAAGUAUUAACCUGGUGCACUACAGACAAUUUAAUUACAUCUGUUACUGUUCAAGUUGGUACACAAGAAGAAACCAUAGAUUGUGGGGUUCUAUUUUUGUAUGACAAGAAAGAUGUCAGCUCUACAACUUUUAAAGCUAUCAAUGAUGCUAAUUUGGUUUAUGAUGGACGUCUGGUGGUUGAUUCCAGUUUUCAGACCAAUGACCCUUACAUAUUUGCAGCUGGUUCACUUACAAAAUUCUCUAGAAAAUACUGUAUGGAUGGUAUAACUCAUCAGUCAUUCAAUUCCAAGGAAGUUGGUGAAAAGUUAGCUGAGAAGAUUUUGUUAAUUUUGAAUCCCAUCCAGCACAACAAUGACCACUCACCUGAACCUGAUGCACUGCUUACUUUCACCAAACCAACUGUAGUGUACACCAAUCUUCCUGGAGGCUGGAAGUAUUUACAAGUUGACCGACCAGGGCGACAACACUUACCCUAUGAAGAAAGCAUGCACACAGUAAUUCCAGGACAUGACAUAAUAACAGGCAAUAUGGAAGAGCAUGGACCAGGUUACUUCUGUCUCCAUUUAAACCAAUAUAACAAAGUGGAAGCUAUAACAUGUUUCACCCAGAAAGACUUACACACAUCAAAUCUCAUUAAGUUGUUUGGACUUCACCAGUCUCUUUUAAACAAUCUUCUACCUAAGUAUAAAGAAGGUCUGAUAACUGACUUGUACAGCUACUUCAAUGAAUCCUGGUGCUUAGCAGUGUACCAUGAUUGUUUCCCAGGCCUCCUAAAAGAUCUGAGGGACAUUAUGAUUAGCAAAAAGCUGAAUUCCAUUGAAAAGGAAGAGUUGAAAAGUGCCAACCAAGGCUUGGUUUUCAAAGAGGAAUUAGAAAUGCAUGUAUUACAAUUUCUGAACCUGUAUCAUUUUCAACUACCAAUGUAUGCACAGCAAGAAAUGAUCUGAUGAAAAAAACACCAUUUCUUGUAAGUGUAUCAGUCCAGAAGCUAAUUAUAAAUGCAUUCAUUUAAACUAAAAUUCAUUUCUUUCAUUUAUAUAAUUUCUUAAGUCUUGAAAUUACUUGAACAUUAUAAGAAAUUCAUUUACCAGAAUAUUGUAUGGAAGUGGUAUAAUGUGCAUCUUUUAAAAGGAAUCACUGCAUUUUAUUUUCUGUAAGAUUUUGUAAUUUCACGUAUAUUCUUCACCUAAUUCAAUUUAUAAAUCAUAUUAAUUUAGUAUCAAGUAUAAAUUGUAGUGCUUUUAAUAUGAA
This is a messenger RNA of Limulus polyphemus (Atlantic horseshoe crab), 3499 nucleotides long. RefSeq names its product cilia- and flagella-associated protein 61-like. NCBI's taxonomy places the organism in Eukaryota, Metazoa, Arthropoda, Merostomata, Xiphosura, Limulidae. The record is from RefSeq and is a predicted model, not a curated record. The coding region runs from base 277 to 3195 and encodes 972 amino acids. Gene Ontology annotation, molecular function: oxidoreductase activity. The transcript is spliced from 29 exons.